Messenger RNA from Purpureocillium lilacinum, 720 nucleotides. RefSeq lists its product as uncharacterized. The record is from RefSeq and is a predicted model, not a curated record. Gene Ontology annotation, molecular function: microtubule plus-end binding. Lineage: Eukaryota; Fungi; Ascomycota; Sordariomycetes; Hypocreales; Ophiocordycipitaceae. Gene Ontology annotation, biological process: protein localization to microtubule; spindle assembly; regulation of microtubule polymerization or depolymerization. Gene Ontology annotation, cellular component: cytoplasmic microtubule; microtubule organizing center; microtubule plus-end.
AUGGGCGAGUCCAGGCAGGAGCUUGUGCAAUGGCUCAACAGCCUCCUCCAGCUCAACAUCACCAAGGUUGAGCAGUGUGGUACUGGAGCCGCUCUGUGCCAGGUGUUUGACAGCAUCUACAUGGAUGUCCCCAUGUCCAAGGUCAAGUUCAACGCCAACGGCGAGUGGGCAUACAUCCAAAACUUCAAGGUGCUCCAGAACAUCUUCGCGAAGAAACAGAUCGACAAGCCCAUCCCCGUCGAAGCCCUCAUCAAGUGCAAGAUGCAGGACAACCUCGAAUUCCUCCAGUGGACCAAGAAAUUCUGGGACCUCAACUUCCCCGACCACGACUACGACGCCGUCGCCCGCCGAAAGGGUGGCGCCUUGCCCAGCUCCGCAAAGGCCCCUAUCGCGACUGGUGGCGCGCGGAGAGGAGGCACCACGCCUUCGACGGGCGCUCCCCGCCUCGCCAAGGCCGCCGGCCCCGGCACCGCCGCCCUGCAGCAGGAGAAUGCGACCCUCAAGGAGACGGUCUCUGGGCUCGAGAGGGAGCGCGACUUCUACUUUAGCAAGCUGCGCGAUAUUGAGCUGCUGAUCCAGCAGGCCGUCGAGGAGGACCCAGAACUGGAGAAGCAGGAGGACGGCCUCAUCAAGCAAAUCCAGGCCAUCCUGUACUCAACCGAGGAGGGCUUCGAGAUUCCCGAGGAGGAGGCGGCGCUCGACGACCAGGAGACCUUUUAG